Molecule: messenger RNA, 2912 nt
Organism: Austrofundulus limnaeus
Lineage: Eukaryota; Metazoa; Chordata; Actinopteri; Cyprinodontiformes; Rivulidae
Gene: mcmdc2
Product: minichromosome maintenance domain containing 2
Exons: 14
Coding region: 46-2082 (678 amino acids)
Biological process (GO): double-strand break repair via break-induced replication
Cellular component (GO): nucleus
Molecular function (GO): DNA binding; single-stranded DNA helicase activity; ATP binding
Source: RefSeq, a predicted model, not a curated record
CCUGUUACCGAGGCAACGGCAGAUAUUGCUCCUGUAUCGGUAAAGAUGACUGAACUUUUUACUUUGAAAGAGUCGGUUUUGUUUUACUUAGACAGGAGUGGUGGUCUUCAGAAACUCGUAGACGACUGUAAACUUCUAAACGACCCGCAGCAAGUCGACGCAGUCUACAGGUUCAAGAUCAGUGUUAAUCCUUCUGAUUUAAUAGAACUGGACCCAGUCCUGGGCCACUGUGUUCUGCAUGACCCGCUCAGAGCAACAGUUCUGUUUCAGUCCGUGUGCUUCCUGGCUAUAAAGACUCUUUCACUUACUGAAAAAAUACAAACUGCGAGUCAGGUAAAUGUCACACUGAUCUUUACAAACCUGCCUCCAUUCCCCGAGUACACGCUGGACCUSUGCAGUUUCCCCCGUGUCUACGGUCCUAUGAGGCCUGUCUCCAUGGAGGGGGUGGUCAUUGCCAUGACAAGAAUAACAAAGUACACCCAGGGAGCCAGGUUUCUCUGUACUAAUGAUGACUGCCCCUGCUCUACAGGGUUCCACCACAUCCGAGUCCACGCACCCGGAGCCACCGAGUCGGCCACAGUGAGAAACGACUUCAUCUGCAUGAUCUGCAGCUCCCAGCUGAAAGAGGACGUGAAGUUCAGAGUUUUAGGAGACAAACAGCUGGUGGAGCUGAUCCACGUCGAAGCGUUAGACGUUCUGAGAGGUCAUCGGCACGGCUCUUUCAGAUACCAAUCUGUCACCCUGUUUCUGAGAGACGAGCUGUGCAACUCGGUGAGAAUCGGACGACUCUACAAGGUGAUAGGCAUUCCUGCUCUUGUGCACCAGUGGCCAAACAUGACCUGGAGUGUAGAGGCAAACAGCAUCCAACUGUGGGAGCCAAAGGAUUGCCCUGAAGUUUCUCCCAGAUUCCAGCAGCUGUUGAACUGGACAGCCUCUUCUCCCUGGAGGUUCUCUGCCAUUGUMGCUCACUGCUUUGGGUUGGACCUGGCUCCUCCUGCUUUAUACAACACACUGAAGCUGGGUUUGCUGCUCAGCUUGGUGCAGACCAGAACUGAUGCGGAUGACUCGUUUCACAGCUUGGACGUCCUCGUCGUCACAAGUGACGCGCUCAUACUCGACAGACUGAUGACUUUCAGCUUGAGUUUGGCGCGCCGUGGAAUAAGACAUCAGGCCUCAGGGGAGAUGUUUACAUCUCUGUCCAGAGACGAACACGGAGCAGGGACCGCUAACAUCCACGCUGGUUCUGCUUUACUCGCUACUGGGGGCAUUUGCAUGCUGGGAGAUCUGGGCUGUUAUAAAAAGGACAAACUGGAUCACAUUCAGUCAGUUCUGGAGAGCCACUCUGUGUCCGUGUUCAUCCCUGGAAAGAAAUAUGGUGAGGAUGCCGACCAGCAGCUUUCCUUUCCAGUUCAGUGCAGCUUUUGGGGCCUUACACACUCCUCUCAGUGUUCUGGGAGGACAGACUCUGCCGUGCUGGGAACUGCAGAACUGGGUCCCAUACCUGCUCAGUUUGCUGAAGCCUUUGGCCUAGUCAUUCAGUGUGGAGACAGGGUUGGAGAACAGGCCGUCCAUGCCCAGAGUGUCCACACCCUCCAACAGGCAAUGCAGCCUGGAACACAGCCCUACCCAUCUCACUGGGAGUUCUCAACCCAAGAUUAUAAAGAGCUGGUGGCUCAUUGUCAAAAUCUGCAAGUGGAGCUCAGCCCCGAAGCAGAGAAAUUAAUCCACGGUUACUACAUGGCGAGUCGUCGAGCUCGGACCCAGAGUCAGGGCGUCAAGAUUUCUUUGGCUUCUAUCAAACUACUGCUCUCCUUGGCUGAGGCCCACUGCAAGUUAUGCCUAAGAACUCGAGUCCUGGAGGAAGAUGCUGUGGUUGCUGUGCUCCUGUGUGAAAACUCAGUCACUCUCAAGCAUGGGGCCUCGGCUCUCAUCAUUCCACCUGAUGCAGUGUUUCCUUGUGACAUGGGAGACAUGGAGGGUUUGCAGAGGAGAGACAUGAUCCUGGAUGAGCUCCACCAAAAUAUUUUACGCUUCAUUUAUACCUACGCACCUGGAGCAGACACGUACAUCGCAGAGGAGUGAUACAUCAUAUUUGAGAAAAAACAAAAAGACUGAAACAGAAGUUUCUUUUUCUUCCAAAUUUUAUUAGAGAAUCAAAUUUAGAGAAGAAAACCUUGAGAUAUAUAUGCAUUUAAAAUAUUAAAGACUGUUUUUAUUACAAAACAGUAAUGCAUUUAAAAUAUUUACAUUUGUGGUUUCUGACAGAUGUGAAACAAUGCAGCUGUGACCCAAGUUAAUGUGUUUCAUACUUACCUUCCAAGCAAGGCUGAAUUUUUCUGACUUCAUAACUUUGUCAAAAGAAAGAAAGAAAAAASAGUAAAUCAGUUAAGUUAAGCAGCAUGUCAUCUGUAUGGUUAUAAAUCUGAGUUUCAGUUCAGUUUGUCACAAUCUCAGCAGCCCAGUUUGGUCAGAUGGGUAAACGGCAAAAAAGUGAACUCAUCAUAAUUUUAAAACACAGUUUAUAAUCUAGAAUACUGAAAACAUUAAACUUCAGAGGCUUUACUCACCAAAGAUGAAGCUCUAACAUGAUAUUUCCCUGCAGAAUGAAGAGAAUUUUUAUCAGCUGAAUUUCAAUCUAAAAAAAUGGUCAGUUUUUGAAACUCUUGUUUGAAAUAAAAAAUAAACAAUUUGCAGCUGGUACAUCAGUAGUCACAAUAUCACCAUGUUGAAGUCUGACGGGUAAACGGCAAAAAUGUGAACUCAUCACUUUUCCAGCUACGUAUGACACRUGAAACAUUUAAACCGGACUUCUAUCGUGUGGCUUUUUAUAGAAAUAUGUCAGCAAUCAUUUACCCACASUGGACAUGAAAAAUGCCCGGCGUCAAAAUAAUAUCACUGAAUACAUGUAAAAA